Messenger RNA from Topomyia yanbarensis, 791 nucleotides. RefSeq names its product protein DPCD-like. The transcript is spliced from 2 exons. The record is from RefSeq and is a predicted model, not a curated record. The coding region runs from base 141 to 770 and encodes 209 amino acids. NCBI's taxonomy places the organism in Eukaryota, Metazoa, Arthropoda, Insecta, Diptera, Culicidae.
UCUCACGCCCUCGAAAGCACUCUCUUCCACAGGAUGUUUGUUUUGGUUACUUUCUUGCCGCGAAACGGUAGGCAAAAAUCGCUAUGGAAACUGUAAUAUUUUGUUAAGAACCUUGUAGAAUAUUAUUCAAACAAUUAAACAUGUCGUACGUUGCGUGGCUAGCUAAAAUCCGCAGUGCGGACAAAUCGUCCGCCAUCCAGGGCACGGUCCGGAAGGUGCAUUACAGUUUCGCCGAUGGAACGGAAAUGGUUGAGGAAUACAGCACAGAAACGGGAGUGAUUCUUCGCCGAGCAUGGAAGCUACGCAGUGAUUUGCUCCAGAAGGACGACUGGGAAAUUGAGCUGGGCGAGCCGAUGCCAAAGACACUCCAGAAAAACGCUAUGCUGCUAUCGGAAGCGUCAACGGAGCCAUUCCUCUCGAAAAGGAUCACCCGGAAUGCUAUCGAGUGGCGGAUCAGAAACCUGCCAUAUCCAUUGUGCACCUACACAAUAACCUGCGACGGGGAAACCCGGACAAUUACCGUGCGGACAUCCAAUAAAAAAUACUUCAAGAAAAUUGUGAUACCAGAGUUCCAGAGAUGCAACUUCCCACCAACGCAGGAAGACUUGACGGUUCGGCAUCAGAACCAAACGUUAAUUAUAUCCUAUAAAAAACCACCCAUUCUAAUAGAAAUGGAGAAAGCUGUUCUAGUUGAACUGCAAAACGUGGAGACCAUUGAAUAUGACAACAUCAAAUGUGAAGAUUUGCUCAAAGGGCUGAUUGGUCAGUAAAUUUACAUUAAGUAAAACGUA